This is a messenger RNA of Bacidia gigantensis, 582 nucleotides long. RefSeq lists its product as uncharacterized. Gene Ontology annotation, cellular component: mRNA cleavage factor complex. The record is from RefSeq and is a predicted model, not a curated record. NCBI's taxonomy places the organism in Eukaryota, Fungi, Ascomycota, Lecanoromycetes, Lecanorales, Ramalinaceae. The transcript has 3 exons. The coding region runs from base 1 to 582 and encodes 193 amino acids. Gene Ontology annotation, molecular function: mRNA binding.
AUGUUACAGAUUGCAAACGCUUUCUUCAAAUUGCCGGGCGAUUAUCUCCCUCAUGAUGCCGAGGAAAUACCUGGCUUCAAACAACGUCUCAAUGAACGUUUGGCCCCAAUUGGCUCUCAAUUCAGCGGUGAAGGUGUGAAUGACGGAGAAUGGGAAAUUGGAGAUACACUUGCUCAAUGGUGGCGUCCCAACUUUGAGACCUUCAUGUAUCCAUUUCUACCGGCGCAUGUGACGAGGCCAAAAGAAUGCAAAAAGUUAUAUUUUGUGAGGUUACCAAGGAGCAAGGUUUUGAGUGUACCAAAGAACAUGAAGCUACUCGCAGUACCCUUAUUCGAACUUUACGACAAUACGCAACGAUACGGCCCUCAACUGUCAGCGAUACCGCAUUUGCUAUCGCGCUACAAAUUCGAGUUCAUAGAUGAAAAUGGUAAUGUGACAGCUGCUACUCCAGGGAUGAGCUCGGGGCCACAAAGCGUGAAGGUCCUGGCGACAGGAGCGAUGGAUAACCUAGACGAAACAAUGCACGAGAAUGGCAUCGUGAAGAAGGAGAGUCAUGAUGCUAUGGAUGAAAAGCCAUCAUGA